UAUAAAUAACCUAAUAUGGGUAGGUACAUGUUUUUGUUUAAAUACUAUACAAAAGGGAAAAUUAAACGUUGCAUCGCUGCGGCUUGUUUACGUACUAGAAGCGAAAAUGAAAACUCGGAAAGUCUCCAAAAUACAACAGCUGUUGGCUUCGCAUAACCUCAAUCUUUCUUUUAAAUAUCGCACACGCUGCGUAGUGUUAGUGUUUAUCGUGUGGAACAAUAAUAUUCUGUAUAAGUAACAAUAUUAUACAGUUUUGUUAUUAAAAAUAAAAUUUUUUACACCUGAAAAAGUAAGGAAAUCUAGCAAAAUGCCGAAGGUUCGCAGUGCGUCAGGUCCACCGCGAAAGCAGGGAUUUAACCAUUCCAAUCACUCAAUGAACCCAGAGCGACCAAAAUCUGGACUGAAAGGAGUAGCCCAUCCUAGAACACAGGCCACAAUUAAACGAUUACAAAUGUAUCGCAACUUUAAAGCAAAGCGCGAUCGCAGAGGAAAAAUAAUAACACCAGCACCUUUUCAGGGACGCCUACCAUCGGGUACGAUGGCACGGGUUGAACCGUCUCCAAAAUGGUUCAGUAACUCUCGCGUUAUAUCUCAAAGUGCAUUGCAAAAGUUUCAAGAUGAGAUUGGCAAAGCGGUAAAAGAUCCAUAUCAAGUUAUAAUGAAGCCAUCUCAAUUGCCUAUAACGCUAUUAAAUGAGACAGGCAAGUACAAACGCGUACAUUUAUUAGACACAGAAAGUUUUGAUAGUACUUUCGGCCCCAAAAAACAAAGAAAACGCGUUAAUUUAAAAGUACGGGAUUUGGAAGACUUAAGCCGUAGUGCAGAAGUACAAGCUGAAAAUUAUGAUGAAACAAAAGAUGUCGAUUUGGUACGUGAAGAUACUGGAGAAAAGGCUGCACAACGUGAUUGGAUAUUUGCUGCUGGUCAGAGUCGCCGUAUAUGGAACGAACUGCACAAAGUUGUUGACGCUUCAGAUGUUUUGUUGCAGGUGCUUGAUGCACGUGAUCCGAUGGGCACACGUUCAAAAUAUAUUGAACAAUUUUUACGAAAAGAGAAGCCGCACAAACAUUUGUUCUUCAUAUUAAAUAAAGUAGAUUUGGUGCCGGUGUGGGUGACACAGCGAUGGGUUGCAAUAUUGAGUGCGGAAUAUCCCACAAUUGCCUUCCAUGCAUCAAUGCAACAUCCCUUCGGAAAAGGUGCUCUGAUAAAUCUUUUCCGUCAAUUGGGUAAACUGCACAUGGAUAAAAAGCAAAUCAGUGUUGGUUUUAUUGGAUAUCCUAAUGUGGGGAAAUCUUCAGUUAUUAAUGCGUUACGCUCCAAAAAGGUUUGCAAUGUUGCGCCUAUUGCUGGCGAAACGAAAGUUUGGCAAUAUAUUACGCUAAUGAAACGCAUUUUCCUCAUUGAUUGUCCUGGCGUGGUGUACCCAUCUGCAGAAACAGACACUGAAAAAGUUUUGAAAGGUGUUGUGCGAGUGGAGCUGGUUACAAAUCCCGAAGAUUACGUUGAAACUGUUUUGCAACGUGUGCGAAAAGAGUACAUACAGAAAACAUAUAAAGUAGACAACUGGACUUCGUCAAUGGAUUUUUUGGAACAAUUGGCCAAAAAAUCCGGCAAAUUGUUGAAAGGCGGAGAGCCUGAUAUAACUGUCACAUCGCGAAUGGUUUUAAACGACUGGCAGCGAGGAAAAUUACCAUUUUACGUGGCGCCUGAUGGUUAUGAAACUCCGAAAUCGCAAGCAGAUAAGCCUCAACCUCUAAACGAAUUAGAAACGUCUACUCAAGUUAAUCAGGAAGGAGAUGAUGCCAAAUCUGAGGCCCCCACAUUCGUUAGUGAGUCAGUUAAAAAGGCCAGGGAAUUCAAACAGCUUCAAGAUUUUCGUAAAAUCAAGGUCGGUAUUGAUUUUGAAUCCGACGACGUACGAGAAUUAGACAAAAUGGAUUUGGAAUUACUGGAAAAGCAGAAAGCCGAGCGUUUGGAGCGUAAAAAACAACGCCAGCAAAAUCCCGAAGAUGAAGACGAGUCCAGUGAUGGUGCUAGUGAGUUCUAUUCUGAAGAUGAAUAUGACGAAGACCUGGAACGUGUUGUACACAAGAAAGCCAACAUCAAGCGAAAAGCAAGUGUGGCAAUUACCGCUUCUGGCAAGUUCAAAGUAGAACCGGAUGCCGGUGAUGAAAGUGAUGAUGAAGGUACUCGGCAACCUGCGCCUAAAAAACGCCUAACAGCUAAGGAAAAACGAGCAGUGGAACGUAGUCAAAAACGCAAAAAAAUUGGUAGUAAUUUUUACGAAGUAUCAAAUGUUAAAAAUCGAAACAGAAAUAAGAAAAAGGAGGCGUAAAUGUGAAUGAACGUCAAAUUUUCUAAAAUUCAUGUAAUAUUCAAACUUUAAUUAAAUAAAAUACGUACUACGUAGAAAAAAAAA
Messenger RNA from Ceratitis capitata (Mediterranean fruit fly), 2419 nucleotides. RefSeq names its product nucleolar GTP-binding protein 2 (gene Ns2). NCBI's taxonomy places the organism in Eukaryota, Metazoa, Arthropoda, Insecta, Diptera, Tephritidae. Gene Ontology annotation, molecular function: GTP binding. The record is from RefSeq and is a predicted model, not a curated record. Bases 308 to 2335 code for a protein of 675 amino acids. The transcript is spliced from 3 exons. Gene Ontology annotation, cellular component: nucleolus.